CCGUCCCGCUCCGCAGCGGGGAGGAGGGAGGGGGGUGGCGGGUACCGCGCUAGCGAUGUGUAGCCCGGGAGCUCCGCCCGCCGGCCGCGCCAGGUGCAGGCGGGGCCACCCCUACCCCGUCCUGGCGGCCGCCGGAUGCUCGCACGUUGCUGCCCAGAAUACACACACCCCCCGCAGCGCCGCCGCGCCUUGGGGCUCGGAGUUCCCCGGGACGGCACGGCGGGCUCCGUUGGCCGGCCCUGCGGUGGAGGGGGAGGCCGGUGCGGCGGCGCCUGUGCUCGGGAGAGGCGGAAAUCCAGCGCGGGGUUUGCGGGGAGCUGAAGGAGCGGCGGCGACCUGCCGGCGAGGAGAUGUCCCUGAAGCCGCGCCAGCCGCAGCCCGCAUGCUCGCCCUGGGUGGAGCGGCCGUCUUUGUCGAGCCGGGACCCGCUCUCCGUUCUCGGGCAAGCAGAAGAGGAGCUAGCGAGGAAAUAAAAACAAGCUCGAGUUAAUGUCUGAGAAGUUCGGGUGCAGGAGAGUCUGGUAGGAUUCCUGUUUGUGCCUAUUUCUGAUGAAUUUCAGACAAUCGUUCGAAAUAACCUGCGUCCAUUACCUUUCUUUGCACAAACUGCUUUGGAUGUCCUCCAUAGGUAGUGGGAUGACCCGCUUAAAAUGCCUCUAUGUGUGUGUAUGUGUAAUAUUACCUGUAUUUUUAAAAAUACCUUUGCGUGUAUUUGUAUAUAAAAUCUGCAGGAGAAAUUUUUGGCGAAGUACGGUUGAUUUUUAACCAAUAUUUUGUUAUUUGCUGGAUGAUCCAUGAUCACUAUUAAUUUGUAUUAAAAAGGGGUGGUGGGAAAUGGGGGGGGGGGAAAGCACCCAAAGAGUUUGUUCGUCUGUUUUAUCUGAUUAUAUUGUAACACAAUUUCCACAUAGAUCUCAUUCAUAUUUGUAAUACGCACCUAAUUACCUAGUGAUUUCAAGUCUCAAGGUAGACAGGGUCAGGCCUGGAGCACUCUGAGGGAAGCUCGGUGAGGAAAACCUAACAUUUGAGGAAGAAGGACACUGUUUACUGCUGGUUCUGCCAUUCAAAUGAAAUACAAACCUGUUGUUGUGACUAGUUAGGGUCAUUGCAUUUCCAUACCUUUCUUUUACCCGCCACUGGAUGAAAAAGACAGAAUUAUGAUUUCUUUCCAGUGCUUUUAAUUACUGACUAUGCUUAAAGCUUCAUCUGCAAUUUUAAGUUGGAUAAAUAAAUAUUCUUUUUCUCAUACUUUUAACACAUUCUGGUAAUAAUCCUGUUGUCAUUAGUAAAUGAAUUCCAUUUUCACACCAUUAAGUGACCACAGUUUGCUAGCAAAUUAUUUUGGGUUUGGUUAGUGUAACCUUAAUGUUUAGGUUAAAUCUUCCACUGUAACUUUCUCUUUGCUUUUUUCUUAUGCCUAAAAAAAUUAUUUCAGGGACUGAAAAUGCUCACACAUGCCAACAUGAAGUGGUCUGUGUUUUUUUAAAUGGGCUUCUUUACAGCUGGUUGGAUUUCAGGUGUACAUUUAGGUGUGUGUAUGCAAAGUAAUACAUAUGUACACUUCUUCACUUGUGUGAUUUUUUUUUUUUUUUCCCCAAAGGUAUUUUUCCAGCAGAUCAUAGCACAUCCCUUACAAUCUUUAAAAGAAGAAUGCCAUGCAACAUUUCAAAGGAAAAAUGAGGAGUUGAUAUAUAUAUUUAUUAUUUUAAAGGAAUAAAGGUUUGUGUGAGAAGACAAAUACAUAGGAUACUGAUUUGUUUUAAGGCAAGUUGUGAAUUGAGCCAUGCCAGGAGAAGAUAUUUAGCAUAAACUACUUCCUUACUGCACAUGUCUUAGAGCCUGGGCACCUGUAAGAGUGGGAGAAGCCUUCCAUGCUUUGUUUCUUAGAAUUUACUGUGCAACUGUCUUCAUAUGCCCACACAUUCCCAAAUGAAUCCUGUUUACUGUAUGAGCUAUAUGCAGUGAACUAUUUCAAUUUCAGCACAGAUUCCUACUAGGAUAAAUUAUAUCCUAGGCAUAUGUCCUGAAAGGAUCUUUUAGCCUCAAAAUGGAAAUUGUUUGAGCUUGUGAGAGUCCUUUCUCAUAUUCUGCAGAGGCCCUAGCGGGCUGCCAGAAGGUGAUUGAUACGCAUAAAGAAUAGACGUGACUAUAAAUAUAUGGUGGUGGUUUGUUGCAGCUUCUCAGUAUUCUAGGUUCUCUGACAUCUCAGAGUGCUUUCCAUUCAUCUAAUUGAAAAUGGGCUUUAAUAUAUUGAAGCCAGCAGUCUAAGCAGGUGAGCUUUAAAAGAAUCUUCAAGAACUCUUUUCUUGUGUGCAGUAAGUGCAUUAAACUGCUUUCACCAGUUCUUGAGUUCUUUUAUGCAUCCUAGAUCAUAAUCCUGGCUUUUUCAUGGAAAGGACACAAGUACAGUGUAUAUGUGUAGGAAAGAAUAUUUAGGGAUGUUACGGGGGAAGGGAAGACUAAUAUACUGUAUUCUUCUCAGAUUAGGACCUACGUUUCUGCUCUUAAAUGUACAGUAUUUAGGCUUAUGACUGGGGAUCUCAGAUGCUAGCACAGUAAAAAUAUUAGUAGUGAUAGUGUGGUAUAUAAGUGAUUCUUAAGAGUUUGCUGUAGCUGGAUCCAUGAAAGAUCAACUUUUAUUCUAGUACGUAGCUUGUUAAUAUAUAUGAAAUCAUAUUUGGAAUCAGUUGAUCUCUGCCAGUCUGUGUGGCUAAAUAUUUAGCACUUGAAAUCCAGAAGUCCCGGUAUCAUCGUUUAACUUUUUGAAAAUCCAUUGUUUCUCUAAUUAAAGGGAUUUCUGUGCGCAAAUGUUUCACAAUUUUUGGUCUGAGAUUCUCACACCUUUUCAAAGCUAGAAAAAAGAUUGAUACGCAUCAGCAGACGGCAGAAUCACACAGUUUCUCAUCCUGGCUUUUCAGGGUCAUAAGCUAUUGGACCUUAUGACUUGCUGAUGGGACUGCUUUUUGUCCUGUUCUUCAGUGAAACUGAGGCUAAGGCAGGUUGAAGCAUCAAUAUUUAGUCCCAAGAAUUUAAUUUCAGCAGCUGUCCAAAGCAGCUCAAUGGUUUGGAAUGGUACAGUAAGUAUGUUAGUAAAAUAUAUUAGUAGACAGUCUGUUUCAUUAUAGGUCUCUUAUUUUACAUGUUUUGAGAGCUGUUUCAUGGAGCAAAGUUGCCAGUUUUCAGUAUAUCUUUGUUAGGAUGUCCAUUUCCUGACUUUUGCUUAUUUUUUUAAUUUAUUUUUCAUUUAAGGAACUUCUGAAGCAGAUGUUCUCUUCUGUCUCUUAGACUUAGACGUUAUAAUAAUUGGAUUUUUGGCUUCUUGGAGAAACAGUAGAAAAUGCAAAACGAAAUAAUAAAGCCUGCUAAAUACUUCUCAGAAGUGGAGAAGAGUGUGCUGCUUGCAUUAGUUGAAAAAUACAAAUACGUACUUGAAUGUAAAAAAAGUGAUGCAAGAACGAUUGCUCUGAAACAACGUACCUGGCAAGCACUAGCUCAUGAAUAUAAUUCACAGCCCAGUGUAUCACUGCGAGACUUCAAACAGUUAAAGAAAUGCUGGGAAAAUAUCAAGGCACGGACAAAAAAGAUAAUGGCACAUGAGAGGCGGGAGAAGGUAAAAAGAAGUAUUAGUCCACUUAUAAAUACUCACAUCAUAGGGAAAGAGAAGAUUGCCAGCAUAAUGCCUGAGCAAAUGUACUUUUUGCAGAGCCCACCAGAAGAAGAUUCUGAAUAUCAGCCUGAUGCUUCUAAUCAAGAGUCAUUUGUUGUCUCAAAUAGAGAACUUUGUGAUGAAGAGAAAGAGCUGGUACAUUUCCCAGUAUGUGAAGGUACCUCCCAACCUGAGCCUUCAUGUUCUGAUGUCAGAAUAGCAGCAGAUAAGAACUACAGAAGUAAAGCAUCUCAGGAAAGUGCUCUGAAAAAGAUGCAUGAGGAAGAACAUCAUCAGCAAAUGUCAAUUUUGCAACUGCAGUUAAUCCAAAUGAAUGAAGUUCAUGUGGCAAAAAUACAGCAAAUAGAAAGAGAGUGUGAGAUGGCUGAAGAAGAACACAGGAUAAAAAUGGAAGUGCUAAAUAAAAAGAAAAUGUAUUGGGAGAGAAAACUGCAGACCAUCACAAAAGAAUGGCCUGUAUCAUCGUUUAACAGACCCUUUCCUAAUUCACCCUAGAACAUAAAGGGCCAGAGAGUCAGUCUGAUUGAGCACAUUUAUGAGUAACGUGCACUGGAAAGAGGAUGUUUUAAUGUGAAUGUACAGUGACAGGAUAGGUGCCUGGCUGAUAGUGAACACACUUUGACUCUUAAUGUUUAGGGAAACAGUGGUAGAGUCCACCAAGGGGAAAACUGUAUUGUUCAAUUGUAGGUAGUUCUGAUUUGUUUAACUCUCAGACAUACACAGUGUUCUAAAAUGUGAAUGUAUUUUCCCCUCUCAGAAUACCCUAACAUCCUUUUGAAAUUUAAGGUACUCUGGGUAUUCUUACGUUGUUGUUCUUGAGAAAACAUAACAGCUUUAAACAUCAGGUUAUAGUGUUUAUUUUGAUUUCUAUUUCUUUCUAUCAACUAUUUCCCAAAUAAAAGCAAGGUUUGGAGUUGCUCUCUGCUAUUGAGACAAAAGGUGAUUGACAGAUAUUGGUUGGAUUGUUAUGCUGGGGCUUAGGGAAAAAAAACCCUUCUCUAGUUAAUAUAGUUCAUAACUUAUUCUUCAUAGAAGAUGUGAAAAUGAAGGAAGUAGGAAAAGGACCACCAUAGUAACAGAGUCCUUUGCUUAUGAAGAACAGUAAUAUUUUCCAGCUGGCUGGCUGAUUGAGAGAACGGUUGUGGAGGAGGUCUCUAGUUCUUUGAGCCUUGGCCCUUAAAAAGUUGGAAAGAAGGUGAGUUCUUCCUCAAAAGCCAUCGUGCUUGUCCUUUCUUUUCCAGGCCCAUCUUGUAUUCAAGUAGAAUACCAAAAUAGGAGGGUUGCAUGCUGCUGCAAGCGGUGUGCUGUUCACCUGGAGUCAUUCUGAGGGAAAGAGCUUUUCGACAAUUCAUAAAGCUUUUAAAAUGUAGUGAGCCGGCCAGUCUAUUGGCAAAGUCUCCCUCUAUCUCCCUAUGCAGUACUUGGUGUAGCAACUAGCUUGAGUAUUUCAACCUCUCCCUAGCUAGAAGAAAAGACUAACACUCGUCCUCUUUUUCUUCAUGUAGGGUGGGAACAGUUUAAGGGAAUAUUUCCUGUCUUGGAGCAGUGUUCUGUUUUGUUCUGUCUUAUGUGUUACGGUGGUGUGUUUCUUGCCUUUGCUGUCAUUGAGGGGUGAUGGACAUUAUUUGUAUGAAAACAUUCACAUGAAGGUCCCUAUGGAGUUUGGAGGUCUAGAAUAGUUGAUGGUAGGAAAGCACAAAUAAAGAUACUCCUUCCCCAGGCAUUCAUUUAGUCUAGUGGGGCAAGGGUUAAGAAAACAUGAAGUACAGAACUCUGCAAAGAUUCAUAAGAACUUCUGAUGUGUGAAAAGCUGUUUCACAGAAAGGUGUAUAACUGUUAUUUGAAGCAGUGAGAAAAAUGAACAAAACCAUAAUUUUUCAUUGAAAAACCUGAGUAUCCUAUUAUUCAAUAACAGGAUUUGUGAGGGCAAUCCAUACAGUGAGCAACAUACUCAAAGUAGAAUAUGUUACAAAACAUACAUUCCAGUUACACUCCUGUCUCUACCCUGGAUGUUCUUUCUAGUGGAGUGAGUGUCUUUUGGCUAUAUUUGGAGUUUGGGGUUUUUUGUGUUUCUUUUUAUUGAACUGCUUUCCCUGCUGGUGAUUCAUCUUUGCAAGCACUGCCAUUAUCUACCACAGUACUCACUGUGGUUAACGCUGUGGUACAUGCGUUGUUCCCUUCAACGUGCUAACACCAGCAAUUGCAAUGGGGGUGAUUUAUUACAACUUACUUUAUAUGACAGAGAAAAGAAAAUCCGCAGAGCUGCUGCAAGAUCAAAAAAAUAGGCCAUGUAUGAAAUCUGAAGACAGAUCUUUUUCACAGCAAAUUCAGUUUUCUUAUAAAUCGGCUGUAAGGAAGCACAGGACUUCCAAAGAAGAAUAUAAUUACGGACACAUUUUUUUUCUGCUGAAUGGAAACACUAUUGGAGGGUAUAAUAGCAGUAGAGGCAAAAGAAAGAAGUAAACAGGAGAGAGGACCUUGUUCUGGGGUUGCAUUCUGUGGUCUAGGAGAUGGGUCAGUUAUUUGAGUGGUUAUGACAAUUGUUCAGGCACCAUCUGGAAAAAAAAGAAUAGGAAAGGCAUUUGUCUUAAUUAAUGAUGGGAUUCCUUCCAUACUGCUUCUAAGUGAAAGUAAUUUGAAGCUAUGAAAUUGAAACCAUGUAUAUUAAGUCUUAAAAGGUGACAAAUGGAAACAGUUUCAGCACUGUGAAGAGAGCAAGAACAGAGAGGCAAUCCAGGUCUAGAUAGCCCUGUGAGGAGGUGUGAAAUAGUCCAGGGAGAAUCUCAUGAAAUGUGAGAUUAGGGUAGUUUUGACUCCUGGAAGUUACACCAUCACUCAUGAAAGAUUGUGCGGGGUUUUUUAUAUUAAAAAAUCAUUUAAAAUAUGCAUGUUUUCAGACUGUACUAAGUGGGCAAUGCCUUGCAUUUUGGUAUAUAUGCUUAUUCUCAGACCAAAAGUUAUAGUUCUUAGGCUGAACAAUAGACCCUUUUAAUUCAGCUUCUAUUUAAAGAAAGAUCCAGGAGAAAAAUUAGAAAGAGCCAAGAUGAAGACAUGAAAGAAAGAAUGAUCAGUACAUGCAUAGAGGAAGAAUAAGAAUGUCACACCUAACACAAAUGGUACAAAAUGCUUUUGUGGUACAGGUGAUUGAUGGCUUACUGGUGACACAGGCUUUUGCUUUCCCAUCUGUAGUUGACUGUUGGUUGUUGUAAGGUUGGGUGACAGACACAGAAAAAGUAGAAGAUCAACAAGACAAAAUAAUGUGUCUCCUUGCCAGGCUUUGGCUUCUCGAUCUAAAGGCUUUAUAAAGUGAUUGGAGUUUAAAUGACUUGAGAAAUGUAGCUUUUACCAUUUGUUAUUUUUUUACAAUUACUUCCUCUGGUAUUAAGAGUUUAUUUUUUCUUUUGUUUAACUUUACUUAUAUGUAAUAUAGCCAUCUCAGACAAUA
Molecule: messenger RNA, 7112 nt
Organism: Falco peregrinus (peregrine falcon)
Lineage: Eukaryota; Metazoa; Chordata; Aves; Falconiformes; Falconidae
Gene: MSANTD3
Product: Myb/SANT DNA binding domain containing 3
Exons: 4
Coding region: 3338-4162 (274 amino acids)
Source: RefSeq, a predicted model, not a curated record